AUGUUGGGACAUUUCAAGCGCGUGGUUACAGCCUACCUGGCCUUGACAGUCACCAUAAAGCCCUCAGUUGCAGCGCCCGGGGCCCAUCCUGACACAGCCAAGUCCUCAGUCAGGAUGCACUCGAGCGAUCCCAAGCCUCAGACUCCAUCAAGCUUCGGGUCAAAUGUCAAGGCUGCUCAUUUCAAGGUCUGCCAGAAUCUCGGACACUGCAAAGACCCAAACAGAAGCGGGCAAGAGCUCUACACUGGUGCUCGGUUCUGGCUCUUUAAUGUUGACGGAAACGCCUAUUCACCACGUGGAGAAUUCGUUGCAGCGAAUUCUCUUCCUUUUGGCUCCAACAAGAACAUGUAUCCCGGUGGCCUCGGAUAUCGGUACUAUGUAAACUUUUGGGUUGAUAAUGACUGCUCUGACUCGGACAAUCAUGCCACCCGUCGCUGCAACGUCAAGCUGCACAUUGAUAAUUUACGAGACGACAAGGGCUUGACUAUUGAAGGGAAUGCAUUGAAGGUCACCACAAAGGACGAUUCUAUCAUUGUUUCCUUCCAGCAAGUAGCCUGUCCCGACACGAAGAUUCUGCAGGAACAGAACUAUGACCUUUGA
Molecule: messenger RNA, 600 nt
Organism: Fusarium graminearum PH-1
Lineage: Eukaryota; Fungi; Ascomycota; Sordariomycetes; Hypocreales; Nectriaceae
Exons: 2
Coding region: 1-600 (199 amino acids)
Source: RefSeq, a predicted model, not a curated record